GCGUGUCAUCGCGGGAUUUGCGACGAACCUGACUCUCUCCUUCAUCCAGCUGGCAGCCUCCCGUUGACGGUAAGUGCAAACGAAUUGCGCCAUCGUUUCGACGAGGAGACGUGACAAUUGUGCUCACGUUAAUGGGACAUACCCUAAGCCUUUUCCCUAACAAAUAUUACUCAAUUAGCGCUCAUUAAUCGACCACAUUAAGGCGAGCGGAGUGCUAGUCGUGACUAUGCGACGAUUGCCGCACACGCGCACGCACGCACACACACUCAAGGGGCGAAUAAUAUGGCUUUAAUUUAUUUAACAAAGAUGGACUUUUAAUGCUUGUCAUUUGAACACUGCAUCGUUAUAGUAAUAAUCAUCAUCAUCAUCAAUGUCUGGAUGUCUCGCGAGCCAAUCGAUUCGGUCCACGCGGCUGAAGCGACUACAGCAUACUGCAGCAUGCAGUCUGGUUCUCGGCCAGCAUACUCGAUGCUAAUUCAUGAUUUAUUUGGGAAUUUGUCUCUUUCGAGAUCGCGUGGAGUUCUGUUUCAUAACACACAAUUGCACCUACUUCUUCUGCACUGCCCCGAGGUAGUGAAUAUUAUUUACCUGUACAGCCGACUGUAUCAGUGCUGAUCAUGAUUAACUUUGGUUUGAACUUUCCCCAGCCUCCAGCUUUUGUAUGUGUUUCAUUUCUUCUGAGAGGUGAAGGCAUUACAAAUGUGCCGCGUGGUUCUUUAAGAGUUCCGCUUCAUAGUUCUGUUGCAGCUGAGGAGCGGGCCGCUGGUCAUCAUGGGCAACAUCUUUGGAAACCUGUUGAAGAGCCUGAUUGGGAAAAAGGAGAUGCGGAUUCUCAUGGUGGGGUUGGACGCGGCGGGGAAAACCACCAUCCUGUACAAGCUGAAGCUGGGCGAGAUCGUCACCACCAUUCCCACAAUUGGCUUCAACGUUGAGACGGUGGAGUACAAGAACAUCAGCUUCACUGUUUGGGACGUGGGCGGCCAGGAUAAGAUUCGUCCCCUGUGGAGGCACUACUUCCAAAACACUCAAGGCUUGAUCUUUGUGGUGGACAGCAACGACCGCGAGCGCGUCAACGAAGCUCGAGAGGAACUCAUGAGGAUGCUGGCCGAGGACGAGCUGCGGGACGCCGUCCUUCUCGUCUUCGCCAACAAGCAGGACCUGCCCAAUGCUAUGAAUGCGGCGGAGCUCACCGACAAGUUGGGCCUGCACUCCCUUCGCCACCGCAACUGGUACAUUCAAGCCACCUGCGCCACCAGCGGCGACGGUCUUUACGAGGGCCUGGACUGGCUGGCCAAUCAGCUGAAGAACAAAAAGUGAAGGGCCAGCUCCAUCCAGGUCCGGACGCAUCGAGUUGACACGGUGAGGCGGUGCCGAGAAGUCCCUGACUCGGCGGCCUUCCCCCCCCAAAACAAACAUCUCUGUUGUUCUUUGACUUGAUUAUUUAUUUGAUUGGUUUGUUUGGAUCUACUGUGAGAGUUUUUUAUUAUUAUUAUUAUCAUGUGUGUGAUUUCAAUGCGUUGCUUUCUCCACACUGGAUCCGUACAUCGGGAAUAUGUUUCGGAACUGCCACGUGUAUUUUCCCUCCUUUGGCGUCUGAUUUUGUCCAGGUCUACACUUGUGCUGCAGGUGGAGUAAUAAUAUGUUACCUAAUUGUACUUGAUGUAAAUGAUAUAUUAGUAUUGUGGGACUAGCAAGAUGUUGUCAUCAAAAGCUCAACAUUGUUUGCAACAGAGUCAAAGGCAUAUUUGACUUUAUUGAAAAACAUAUAUUUCCUUUUUUUUUUUUUUUAGAUUACAUCCAUUUAUUUACCCCAAUAAUGCACUUAAUAAUUCUAUUUCAGCAGGAUUUAUUUAUUGUAAAGCAGAUUUGAAGUACUGUAUAUCACUUCUUUGCGAGUGGAAGCAGGGAAAGAAGAAAAUGAAAAGAAUGCGAUUGUUUCCCAUGCUGCAUGUGAAGACAGACAAAUCGGGCUUGCGGGCGGCGCGACUGGCUGUCAACUGCUGUAAAUAAAUACCGACGCUCGCUCC
Molecule: messenger RNA, 2027 nt
Organism: Syngnathus typhle (broad-nosed pipefish)
Lineage: Eukaryota; Metazoa; Chordata; Actinopteri; Syngnathiformes; Syngnathidae
Gene: arf3a
Product: ADP-ribosylation factor 3a
Exons: 4
Coding region: 772-1317 (181 amino acids)
Biological process (GO): intracellular protein transport; vesicle-mediated transport
Cellular component (GO): cytoplasm; plasma membrane
Molecular function (GO): GTP binding; GTPase activity
Source: RefSeq, a predicted model, not a curated record